Molecule: messenger RNA, 753 nt
Organism: Patiria miniata (bat star)
Lineage: Eukaryota; Metazoa; Echinodermata; Asteroidea; Valvatida; Asterinidae
Product: microfibril-associated glycoprotein 4-like
Exons: 3
Coding region: 1-753 (250 amino acids)
Source: RefSeq, a predicted model, not a curated record
AUGGGAGAGUUCACGUUAUCGUUUUUAACCGAACUGGAUAAAACCAGGGCCACGAGAUAUGAGCACCCAGAUGCAUUCCUUGAACACGAAGGCAGUGAGUACUUUGGCCCACAAGAAUGUACGCCAAUGCUCACAUGUCCUCAAUUCCGACGAAAUUGCCAAACUCUUACUAAGGCGGGCUUCAACUCCAGCGGUGUCUAUACGAUCUACCCAGAUGGCCGGUGCGAUGGUUUACAGGUCUACUGCGACACGGAAACUGACGGCGGGGAUGGAUCGUCUUUCAGAGGCGACAAGAUGGCAGUGUGGACUUCUACCUUAACUGGGCCGAGUACCAGUCUGGCUUUGGCGAUCUGUCCGGGAAAGUGGGAGCUACGGGUUGAUCUGGAGGACUGGAAUGGAAGCACGGCUUGGGCUAAGUACGGAGACUUCAAAAUCUCCGGAGACAACUUCACCCUUCAUAUUGACCAAUAUGACGACAGCAGCACUGCAGGUAACGCAAUGAGAUACCACGACGGAUGGCCGUUUACGACAAAGGACAACGACAAUGAUGGGAGAUCGGGACGAAACUGUGCCAACGAUCGUGAUGGGGCGUGGUGGUUUGAUGACUGUGAUGUGGCUCACUUGAAUGGCGUGUAUGUCCCUGGUGGAAAUACUGGCACCAAGGUUGACGGUAUUUUGUGGGACAAGUGGAGAGGCGAGUCGCAUUCCCUUAAAGCAUGCAGCAUGAAAAUGCGUCUGGUGAUCAAACCGUAA